Molecule: messenger RNA, 1824 nt
Organism: Dicentrarchus labrax (European seabass)
Lineage: Eukaryota; Metazoa; Chordata; Actinopteri; Moronidae
Product: CBY1-interacting BAR domain-containing protein 2-like
Exons: 9
Coding region: 83-1132 (349 amino acids)
Biological process (GO): cilium assembly
Cellular component (GO): ciliary basal body; ciliary transition zone
Source: RefSeq, a predicted model, not a curated record
UUCCGUUACCUGGUGCAGGUGAAAACCAACCGAGGCAAACAACAGAGCAGAGAGAAGCUGUGGGGAGGACAACAGAACAAACAUGAACAGCCUCAUGUCCAGGGAUGCCCAUGUGAAGAGCAUGGAGCAGACGGUGAAACAUGCUGAGAAGUACCUGGGUGAGAUCUGCUCCCUGUUAGCCUCUUACACCCGGAAGACUGCCAAGCUCAGAGACAAAGCAGACCUGCUGGUAGCUCAGCUCUUCGACUUCUCCCAGACAGAGGAGCCUGAGCUCCAGAUAGGCCUGAAAAACCUGGCUGAAGACCUUGCCAUGGUGCAGGACUACAGGCAAGCUCAGGUAGAGAGACUGGAGACAAGAAUUGUUGCUCCACUAAAAGCCUACGGAGACAUAGUCAAAAAUAAAAGGGCAGAUCUGAAGAAAUUCAACAGUGAUCUGAACAGAGAGCUGAAGGAGCUGCAGAAACUUGAGAAAGUCCGGCUGAGGAACCCAGCAGAUCGACAAAGUAUUUCUCAGGCAGAAGUAAAUGCUCAGAAAGCUUCCAACAAUGCCCAGCGCAGUAUCAGACAGCUAGAGGAGGCCAUCACAGACUUCCAGAGGAAGAAGCUAGAGGACAUCAAAGGGAUUUUCACAGACUUCAUCACAGUGGAGAUGCUCUUCCAUGCUAAAGCACUGGAGGUCUACACACACACAUACCACAACCUGGAAGCAAUGGACAUUCAAAAGGAUCUGGAGCUGUUCAAUGGACGAAUCAAGAUGUCCGACCCUCUGGCUGGGCGCCUAGACACCACACUGAGCAGCUACUCUUCUCCCCUCAUGAGCCGCUACCCCAGUCCACCUCUGGCUUCCCCCAAAGGCCAAAGCCUCAGGUCAACGCCGGCCUCUACGGCAGGCCAAAACCACAGACAACACAGCCAGUACCCAGACACAGCCAGGAGGUCUCGCAGCACCUUACAACGCCAGAGAGGCGUGGAGGAGGAGGAUGACCUAGAGGGGGAAGAAGAGGAUGAAGAAGAAGAGGACGAAGAGGAGGAAGAAGAGGAGAUGUAUGAAUCAGAGACAGAGGAGGGUCAGCACACCAGCAGGCAGUCUUAUGCCGCUCAAUAUGCUCAGAUUCGCAAAUGGCAAAAGUAGCAGCCUGCGUAUGGAAACACACACACACACACACACACACCUAUGUGUACACAGUGCUGUUUUUGUAUUAAUGAAAACACUGUGUUGUUUCCUCCAUACUAUAUAACAGAUAUGCUGAUGACUGUACAGCUAUCUUUCCAUCAGCACUUCUUUUAAUUUUUUGUUGUCACCAAUCUGCAUUAUCCCCAAAUUAUGUUUACAAUAUUAAAGCUUUUAAAAAAAGAUCUGGUUACUCUGGCUCCUCCUAGUGCUUCUACUGGUAUUUACAAGAAUUCACCACAGCUGAACAAAAACAACCAAUCAGAGCCGAGAAAGACAGAAAGACACUUUAGGUUGGUGGCUUAAAGAUAGUUGAUUGUUGAGUUGGUAGUUGGCUGUUUUCGUCCAGGCCUGGUAGAUUCUUGCAAAUACCAUUAGAAGCAUUAGAUUCUUCUAGUGCCAGAGGAACCUGAUUGUUUCACAGAUUAUCUGUCACAUGUACUACUGUGGGGAUAUAGGGAAAGUUUCAGCAAAAAGUUGACAGUGUGACAAAGUUAUUUUUUAUAAAAAGUUACCUACUGCAGCUUUAAAUAUGUAACACCGAAUGCACUGAAAAUUAAAUUUGCAAAUUAAAAUGCAUUUGCAGAAAUGCUUUUUCAUUUUAAGAAUGUGGCUGCAUUAUCUGACUCAUUAAUAAAAUAAGUAAUCAAUCA